Messenger RNA from Glossina fuscipes, 1883 nucleotides. RefSeq lists its product as uncharacterized. Gene Ontology annotation, molecular function: protein binding. Bases 183 to 1883 code for a protein of 566 amino acids. NCBI's taxonomy places the organism in Eukaryota, Metazoa, Arthropoda, Insecta, Diptera, Glossinidae. The record is from RefSeq and is a predicted model, not a curated record. The transcript has 3 exons.
CCAAACUUUCAGUUAUCGCUAUUAAAGAAGAGUUGAAACAAUUCAAUAAUUAAUUGAUUCAAAGCAAUCAUUUAGUCACAAAUUCCAUCUGUUUACCUUUAAACCAGUGUACACUUGAAGUGUUUAUUAAUUUCAUAAAGGUUUAAUUAUUUUUGGAACUCGUUACGCAGUCAUAACGAAAAAUGUCAAACAUGAAUAAAGGAAAUGCAUGCGAGCGAAUUGAUGCGGAUGUGUCCCCCAGCACAAGUCAAGGUUGCACUGGCACUUUACUGAAACAUAAGGAAAUUGCACACACUACGAGUGCGGAAACUGAGGAUGUAAUGGAUAUAUUGCCCAAUGAAAUAUGGCUGAAAAUUUUUAGGAAAAUGUCACAUCGCAACCUAUUACACGUCAGCGUAGUCUGCAGACACUGGUGUCAAUUGGCUCACGUUGUACUAAAGCGCAAAUCGCAAUUGAUCAUUACCAGCGAAAAUUUAAAGGCUAUUUGCGAGCUUUUGAAGCGUCGCGAUUUGAAAUACGGUAAUGUAGAGAUACGUGGUUGGAUGACUGACAAAUCGCUCGAACUCAAUAACAUAACGCCAGCGACUCUUUUAAAAACCUUUCAAUAUUUAGGAUCUGAUAUUGUACGACUAACACUUUAUCAGCCAUCAAUCCUUUCCCUGCUUAAUAAUCUUUUGCCGAAACUCAGCGAUUUGGAUCUCUACGAUAUGUGCUUCGAAGAAAGAGUGUCGGUUGACUUUAGCAAAUUUUCGAACCUUAAAUCGUUAUCGGCGCCCAGUAACAAACUUGCAACGACUCAAUUAUUAUCGAAUUUGACGCAAACACCCACAUCCACAACCAUUUAUUUACAAAAAUUAAGCAUAAAUAUUAGCGAUUCGUUUGCCGACGGCUUAAAAGUAAUAGCAAUGUGUGCAUCCUCAUUACGUUGGCUCACAGUUGGUUCCUGUGGGCCUUUGAGAUUAGAGUCUCAAUUUAACGAAAUCUUUAAAAAACUUACUCAGCUGAAGGUACUAGAUUUAAGCGGUAUUUGCUGCGCGACACUCGAAGCACUGAACGCCACAAGGGCUAUCUUAGAGAAUCUUUCAAAGGACAACCCGCUUAAAACAAUAAACUUAGGUUCAAUGCCCGUUGAUUACUAUACAUUGGAAUUAAUUAUAAGCAAAUGGUCGCGUUCUUUACAAUGUUUAUACUUACCAUGCUCUGCACUAACAGGGAUCUUUAUCAAACAAUUAAACUUCACGAGGAGUAAAUUACGUCGUCUGGUUUUGCGUGGAUUCUUCUUCCCUGACAUCCUAAACGGUAUAGCUCCGAAAACCAAUAAAACGCUAACAGAAUUGAAGUUAUUUGACUGCCGUCUGAGCGGAGAAUCAUUCUGCGUGCUAAUUCGGCGUCUACCUAAUUUGAAGAUAUUGGAUUUGAGGGGACUUAACACAAAAAUAACCGACAAGGAAUUGUUUUACAUCUUUGAGCAUCUCAUACAUUUACGUCGCCUUUUCUUGGAUCCAUGUGCCAGCAAAAAUAGCAUAACAGGCUUAAAGCCUAACAUAAGUAAUUUGAAAAGACUUGAAAUACUUGAAUCAUGCUUGUGUCCGAUUAAAGUUCUCCAGCUCUUAGAUAUAGAAAUUAAAUUUAAAGGGCUGACGACACUGGACCUAAAGUGUUGUAAAAGGGCUGAGAAGCUCUCCGUUUCAACCAUUUUAGACAUAAGCGUAUACUUUCCUGUUCUUGAAACUCUGUUAUUUCAAGAUUUGAGUUACGGCAGUAGUGUUCAAGAACUGCGUAGGAGAUUUCCACGUCUGAUUUUAUUAGACUACGACAUGUUUUUUAAAAUUGAAAGCUUUAGAAAGCAAAUAAAACUAAGCAAAAUGAACAGGAGUAUGUAA